Messenger RNA from Bombina bombina (fire-bellied toad), 598 nucleotides. RefSeq names its product ATP synthase peripheral stalk subunit F6 (gene ATP5PF). Lineage: Eukaryota; Metazoa; Chordata; Amphibia; Anura; Bombinatoridae. Bases 169 to 492 code for a protein of 107 amino acids. Gene Ontology annotation, biological process: proton motive force-driven ATP synthesis. The transcript is spliced from 4 exons. The record is from RefSeq and is a predicted model, not a curated record. Gene Ontology annotation, molecular function: proton transmembrane transporter activity.
UCUAUGUACUUUCACCCUCUAGCUAAUCACGUGCUGUGCGCAGACAGAAGGAGGUAUUCUCCCGGCGUGCUCUUGGUCUCUUGACGUCAUCACGGUGCGCUUUACGGUGACAGGGUGCAAGGUGACCGCUCUGCUGUAUCCCGGGAGAGCUAAAAAUAGUGCAUCACCAUGAUCCUUCAAAGAUUAUUCCACUUUUCUUCUGUCUUCCGUUCAUCUGUUUCUGUGCAUCUGCGAAGGAAUAUCGGUCUCACAGCCAUCGCGUUUAACAAAGCUAAAGAGCUUGACCCAGUUCAGAAACUCUUUGUGGACAAAAUCAGAGAAUACUCUUUGAAAAGCGAGAAGCUUGGUGGUCCUGUUGAUGCUGGGGCUGAAUAUCAGAAAGACUUGAAUGAAGACAUACUCAAACUUCAGCGGCUAUAUGGAGGAGGAGAUCUGACCAAAUUUCCAGAAUUCAAAUUUGAAGAACCCAAAUUUGAAGAAUCUACAAAAUAACAGUUCCACUUGAUAUGAAACAGAAAUGCCAUCUAUCUCCUUCUGCUUGUUUGUUGCAAGAUCAUUAAUUGGUAACUUAAUAAACCAUUUUGAUGUUUAAUUUAAA